Molecule: messenger RNA, 1020 nt
Organism: Microbotryum saponariae
Lineage: Eukaryota; Fungi; Basidiomycota; Microbotryomycetes; Microbotryales; Microbotryaceae
Source: the annotation of a GenBank genome assembly
AUGAUCUCUUUUACGCUAACGAAUUCUUUCGCGUAUCAUAUUUUUUUGAAGAAGAACAUCCGAAAGCCGACAGCUUCAGGCUCACGCGGCGGCAAGGCUCAACUCCAUCGCACGCCCAGGGUUGCCGCCACUGGCUCGAGUGCGCGAGCCCGCACUCGGCCUGAAGAGUCGGCCUCGGCGAACGAGGACUGGCUGGCGGCGGCCCAUCUGCUCGAUGAAGCCGAAGCGAUCGGGGACUUUCUUCUCGGCGCGGAAACGGACGACAGCCGCACCAAAUUCCGAGAAAUUGUCGGUUGCGUCGCUCGUAGGUAAUCUCACGCACCCUACUGGGGAUCGAUUACUGCUGACGUAUUCUCAGAUUUGACGUGUGACCAGGGUGGCAAACUGGAGGGCCCGUUCGUCUUUCGCGACGAAACCUUCUCGCGACCACUCAAGAAGACUACCAGCAACUCCGGCGUUCAAAAACCCGACGGUUCUCUCCUGCACCGACUUCAAGAAGGUCACCCUUCCUUCGCCGACAUUGUCGCGAUUUUUGAGUUCACGAUCCAGGCUAAGCUUCGCACACUGCGCAGCACGCAAAGAAGUUCCAAGCCGCCGAACAAGAAGCUCGUGCAACUGCUUAACAAUAUGAAGGCGGUUUUUCAAGAGCGAGCUACCGUGCGGAAAGGGCUUCCAGCACUCGCGAUGUGGAUCGAUGAGGACCUCGCCAAGGCGCUCGUCCACCCGUCGACACCACCAGCUGGCCCACCCAUUCUCUUCGUUCGCCAGAAGGAUGGAUCGCUUCGCCUUUACGUCGACUACAGGGCACUCAACGUUGUCACCUUCACCAAACGAGGCCCCUUGCCUCUGAUUCUGAAAGCGCUCGGCCGACUUCGCUCUUUCAGAAUCCCCAUCAAGCUCGAUCUGCGCUCCGGAUACCACCUCGUCCGCAUCAAGGAAAGUCUGUGUUUUGCACACGCUAUCGAAUGGCCGACCUACUCUGCUGCGACCCAAAGAAGGGCGAGUACGGCCAGACCUUGA